Messenger RNA from Protopolystoma xenopodis, 333 nucleotides. The record is from the annotation of a GenBank genome assembly. Lineage: Eukaryota; Metazoa; Platyhelminthes; Monogenea; Polystomatidea; Polystomatidae.
UUUUGUCGUUCGAAACCAGAACUUCUUCAUAAAGUAGAGACUGUACGUCAAGUUCUAGAAGUGGCCAAAAAUAACGAAAAUCAACUGAUCUUCUUCAGUGCAUUCCGUUUCUUCCAGUCUCUCAAUAAUGAAUUGAGAGGAACUCCUAACUUCUUACCUGGUAAGACACCCUAUUUUUCUGGCUUCUCGCCAUUAUAUACGUCGUUUGCCUUAGAAGUAUAUCUGCUAUACAAACAGCUGCUUCAUCGCAUGAGCAAGUUUGGCUUUCGGCUGCACUUGAUCUAUAAGCCAGCGCAGCUGGGUCGACUUAUACCCCUAACUUUGCGUCGCUAA